Rotaria sp. Silwood2 is the source of this 798-nucleotide messenger RNA. The record is from the annotation of a GenBank genome assembly. NCBI's taxonomy places the organism in Eukaryota, Metazoa, Rotifera, Eurotatoria, Philodinida, Philodinidae.
AUGUCAACUGCUACUAUUUCAAUCUUUACAAUUCUUUCACAUCAAGUUACUAUUUAUUUGGGUUUAUUUAUUCUAAUAACUGGUUGUUUUGGUGGACUUUUAAAUAUUAUCAUAUUUUUAAGUCUUCAAACAUUUCGACAAAAUUCAUGUGCAUUUUAUUUAACAGCUAUGUCAUUUGCUAAUAUUGCUCAUUUAACUAAUAGUUUACUUAGUCAUAUUAUAAUUUAUGGUUAUGGAAUUGAUUGGCCAGCAAAAUCAAUAAUUUAUUGUAAAAUACGAUUUUUUUCUAUUCAAUUAUUUUUAUUAACUUCAUUAACAUGUAUGUGUUUCGCAACACUUGACCAAUUUUUAGCAACUUGUUUUAAUCCAUUUUGGCAUCGAUGGAAUAAUAUUAAAGUAGCUCGAUAUGCUGUAAUAGGAACUAUUUUAGUUUGGCUUCUUCAUGGAAUUCCAUCUCUACUUUAUUUUAAUGUCACUGUAUCAUCAUCCAAUACGAAUCUAUCUUUUUGUUUAAUGACAAAUAGAGUCUUUCAACAAUAUUUCACAUAUGGUUAUGCUUUUAUCCUUAUGGGUAUUUUACCUCUUGUCAUAAUGGUCUUAUUUGGUUCCUUAGCGUAUUAUAAUGUACGAAACUUGGCUUAUCAAACUGUUCCAUUAGUUCGACGUGAAUUAGAUAAACAAUUAACAAAAAUGGUACUUGUUCAAGUUAUUUUCAAUAUCUUUGUAUUAAUACCAUUCGUGAUUGCUGCUCUUGUAGCUUUUAAUUUACCAGCUAAUGAUCGAAUAAGACCAUUAUGA